AUGGAAACAACCACCUCCGAUCACGAGCUCAUUAGAAAUGCAAUCGCAAAUAUUGCCAUUGCAUUUGACACGAACACCUACGCGGAGCUUCGAAAUUCGUUUACAGAAGAUUGCGUGGCGGACUAUACAGGAUCGCUUGGUCUCAUGAACGGCAUCGACAAAGUUAUUGAGCAGCUGCAGAAGACCAUCGGGCACGUUACCACCUUCCACGGAUUGAGCACGCAAGUUAUACACCUCACUAGCAAAUAUACAGCUGAGGCUACGACGUAUUGCUCCGCGAGUCAUUACGUGGGCGACAAGUCGUUCUUCGCCGAAGCUAAGUAUUUUGAUAAGCUCGUCAAAGUUACUGAGGGAAAAACCACCAAGUGGUUGAUCAACCAUCGCUUGACCACGAUGAUGGGCGUUCCAAGGGGCGAUUUUUCUAUUUUCAACAUGGAUUUGGAAGGAUGA
This is a messenger RNA of Penicillium vulpinum, 450 nucleotides long. RefSeq names its product nuclear transport factor 2 family protein. The record is from RefSeq and is a predicted model, not a curated record. Bases 1 to 450 code for a protein of 149 amino acids. The transcript has a single exon. Lineage: Eukaryota; Fungi; Ascomycota; Eurotiomycetes; Eurotiales; Aspergillaceae.